CAUCCAGAGGACAGAUCUCGAGAGAUCUCCUUGUCUGUGUGUGUGUGAUUGAAUGGCUAAGGGUAGGGGCUUUGCUCAUUUAUGGCCAUCGACAUCCCAUCAUACAUCUCACUCAAGGUGAGGAUGACGCCGCGGUCAAGGUGAGCACAGACAAACGAGGCAGUGCAGGCAGGCAGGCAGGCAGGCAGAGAAGGAACAGAAGGGAUCGAAGAGAAUGGAGGGACCACGGCACACAUCCACAACCGCGUGGAUGUGUGUGGUGGUGUGUGUACCUGUGUGGAUAGUGAGAGCUUUGUUGUCGUCGCCUCACCUCUUGAUGACCGCCCUUCGGCCGAUCAAACAGCCCACACAGCAGCAGCAGCCAUGGAUGGCUGUCGACUCGCCGUCGUGGUGUCGCCGUGUGUCGACACGGACGGGUUGGGUUCUCUCAAAGGUGAGCCUGACAAUAACACGGGCAGAUGUGCAAGCACCUCGACCGACACUGUGGCGUGUAGGUGGGUGGAUGGAUGAAUGGAUGAAUGGAUGGAUGGUCUGUCUGUCUGUCUGUCUGUCAGCACCGUGUCAUCGUGUCCUUCUCGCCCAUUUGGAUUCUCUGUCUUUGUCUUGCUUUGACGUACUUCAGAAGUCCUCAUGUGAGGAGCAAGGCGUGGCUGGUUGAGCGUCAGAGUGACCAAAGGCGGCGGGCAUGAGUACACCAGCGUUGGCUGCGACGCUGACACACAGAUAGCCAUACGGGCAGUAUACUCCCUGUAUGUGUGCCAACAUUUGUGCAUAUGUGUGUGUAAGUGUGGAUCGUGAUGGUUCCAAUCGAUUGGAUUCAGU
Molecule: messenger RNA, 822 nt
Organism: Vitrella brassicaformis
Lineage: Eukaryota; Vitrellaceae
Source: the annotation of a GenBank genome assembly